Molecule: messenger RNA, 477 nt
Organism: Trichophyton benhamiae CBS 112371
Lineage: Eukaryota; Fungi; Ascomycota; Eurotiomycetes; Onygenales; Arthrodermataceae
Exons: 3
Coding region: 1-477 (158 amino acids)
Source: RefSeq, a predicted model, not a curated record
AUGAAAGCGACGAAGGGGAGAAGAAAGCAGUCGGAAAGAAAGACAAGACAGGAAGACAGGAAGACAGGAAGACAGACGAGAGGAAAGAUGUCGGAAGCCACACAUGACUCCGUCGAGGUGGCCUCGGAGAAGAAGCCUGCUCCGACUUCUGCCUCAGGAUCGUCGAAGCCCAAGGGGAUGCGCAAGAAUGGUAAAAACUGGCAUGCACCCAAGAAGGCCUUUAGACCGACUGCCGGACAGACAUCAUAUGCGAAGCGGCUGGAAGAGCGGAAAGCGAUGGCCGUGAUGAAAGAGAAGGAGAAGGAGAUGAAGGAGGAGAAGGAGGCUACAAGACAGGCCCGUAUACAAGCUAUCAAGGACCGACGAGCAGCCAAGGAAGAGAAAGAGAGAUAUGAGAAGCUGGCCGAGAAGAUGCACCGCAAACGAGUCGAGCGGAUGAGGAAGCGGGAGAAGAGGAACAAGCUGCUUAAUUCUUAG